AAAGCGUCAAAAAAGUGUUUCGUCCUUUAGCUUAGCAUUAUUCGAAGAGAAACAGUUUUCUUAUCUCUGGGUUUUUGUGGCCUCGCUCGUCUGCUGUUCUGUUCUUCUGACUUUUUCUCUGUUACUGUAUUUAUUUCUAAGGCCAAUCAACAUACAUGCAACCCCAAAACUAAACUUAAAUUACAAUAUUCAAUUUCUACUGCAAACUGUGUAACUCGUCGCCAAUGGAUCAACAAGGGUUACUUCGCCCUAAGAAACCCUUCAUUGCAGACGAUGAGAUCAUAGAGCUACUAUGGCAAAACGGUCAAGUUGUCACGCAGACUCAAAACAACCGCCAUAUCAACAAACCACCGCCGGUGACAAACUCUGACGACUCCACUCCCGGCGGAAGGGAGAAUCAACAUCUCUUCAUGCAAGAAGGAGAAAUGGCUUCGUGGCUUCAUUAUCCUAAUGAUGAUGAUUCUCCUUUCGAUCCAUCUUUCUGCGCCGAUUUUACCAUGAUAACUCCACAACGGAGGUCCGAGCCGGUGCCUCCGAACUUCGCAUACUUUGCGAGGCACGGUGUUAGAGCUGAACCAGAACCGUUGUCUAGAAGGGAAUCAACAAUAGUAGAUUCGUGUGACACGCCGGCUGUGAUGCUAACGGCGGUAUCGGAGACGCUAAGAAGCUCAGCUGAGCCAACGGAAGUAGAAACCGGCUUGACGGCGCCUUCAACGACGUUUGACGAACCAGAUGGUUCGAGUAGCGAUGUAGAACCGGUUCGGGAGGUAGCGGAACGGGACCGGAAGCGGAAGGGAAGGGAGGAAGAGGAAUGGAAGUAUCAAAACGAGGAUAUUGAUUUUGAAUAUGCGGAAGCCAAAAAUAAAACCAGUGGAACAUCAACAAAGAGAUCUCGUGCUGCUGAGGUCCAUAGUCUCUCAGAGAGGAGGCGCCGUGAUCGGAUUAAUGAAAAGAUGAAAGCUCUGCAAGAACUUAUACCUCGAUCUAAUAAGUCUGACAAAGCGUCUAUGCUGGAUGAGGCAAUUGAGUACUUGAAGUCACUGCAGUUACAAGUUCAGAGAAUACAUCAUAUGCAGAUGAUGUCCAUGGGAUGUGGCAUGGUACCAAUGAUGUUUCCUGGAAUCCAGCAGUGUAUGCCAUCAAUUGGAAUGGGAAUAAACAGGCCAGUAAUGCCGUUUCCCAAUAUGUUUUCUGGUUCUGUUUUGCCUGCAAAUUUUGGACCAAGGUUCACAAUACCUCCUUUCCACACGCCGCAUGUUCCUACACCUGAUUCAUUCACAAUGUCAGCAGCAAAUCUGGUAGAUAAGAACAUGCCCACAUCAGUUGGAACACAUGAUUCAAAUAAGUCAGGUAUCCCAAACGUCACUGAUCCUUAUCCACAAUACCUUGGACCUCACCAGACGCAGUUUCAGUUAAUGCAGAAUCAGACAAUGAACCAACCAAAUGCCAGCAAGUUAGAAAGCCGCCAGUCAGGUGUAGGAACAUGCGGCGUGUGGAAAGGAGGCAUUGCGAACCUUGGUCCAAAAUUUGCAAGCAAUGCAGAACCAGAAAACACAUUAGGAAACGACAUUACUGACAUGUUUAUUCCCAUUCCAAUUGGUGUCCAUAUACUGUUGUAUUUCGGGAAACAUCAUAGGUACCAUGCCACAUCCGAUGGACAUCAUCUGCAUAACUUGUACGCUAUGUUUAAGAAAUGAAACUACAUGACCAACUUAGUACUAUAGUCACAUGAUCGUUUGUAAAGAUCACAAUACAUUUAGUUGUACUCUCUGGUUAAGAAAUGAAACUACAUGACCAACUUAGUACUAUAGUCGCAUGACCGUUUGUAAAGAUCACAUAUACAUAGAGGAAUCUACCUGUACUUGUAAUUGCAGUGACUUCAAGUACUCAAUUGCCUCAUCCAGGCUGGGGGUGUUCAUUGGUUCGGGCAAAUCCGAACCAACCGGAAUCCAAGUGUUUGGUUCGGGCAUUUUUUUAGUUCGGGAGGAAAUCGAACCACACCAAUGAAAUCCGUUGUUAAUUGGUUCGGGCAUCGGAUUUUCAAAACUCUACCUGCGGACCCGUCUAUCCGAACCAACCAUAACUAAUUUGAACAGUUUAUAUCAUAAUUAUCAUGGAAAUUAGUAUAAAGUAUUCAACUUCAAGAAGAAAAAAAUGAAAUUCUAUUUGAGACAUUUAUAAUUUAUAUGGAGAAACGAAAAAAAGUUAGGAAUUUUAUAUUAUUAUUGAAAUUUAGUGGAUGUAGUUUAGAUAUUUUUUAAAAAUACUUGUACACAUUUGUUGUUAGUGUAUCCGAUCAGUCCAACCUAAACCAGCCCGUUGUUUCUCAGUUUGGUUCAGUUUGGACUUUAUUGCAAAUGUGUGCAAAUCCAAUCCAAAUCAAUCCAUAUAUUUUUGACUGGUUUGAGCAUUGAAUACUCUCAAAACCGAAUCAAACCGGUCCGUGAACACCCCUAC
Molecule: messenger RNA, 2457 nt
Organism: Vicia villosa (hairy vetch)
Lineage: Eukaryota; Viridiplantae; Streptophyta; Magnoliopsida; Fabales; Fabaceae
Product: transcription factor PIF1-like
Exons: 8
Coding region: 225-1697 (490 amino acids)
Cellular component (GO): nucleus
Molecular function (GO): protein dimerization activity
Source: RefSeq, a predicted model, not a curated record